AUGAGCUCCCCAAAGAGAGAGUUCCUCUUUAAAGUGCUAGUAGUUGGUGACCUCGGAGUUGGCAAAACUUCUAUCAUACAGAGAUAUGUACACAACAUCUACUCCCACUGCUACAGAGCGACUAUUGGUGUGGAUUUUGCCCUGAAGAUCUUGAACUGGGAGAAGGAUACUGUUGUGAGACUUCAGCUUUGGGACAUUGCUGGUCAGGAGCGAUUUGGUCACAUGACUCGUCUAUAUUACCGUGAAGCAGCUGGUGCAUUUGUGGUAUGUGACUUGGGUCGUGCUGUCACUCUACAAUCGGUUCAGCGAUGGAAAGAUGACCUAGACUCUAAGGUUAUGCUAAAAAACGGAAAGCCAAUUCCAAUUAUUCUGAUUGGGAACAAAAGUGACCUGCUUCCGCAUGGAACAAGGAUCCAAAAUUUUGAGGACUUGGGUCGUGAGUUGGAAUUUACAAACUGCCAUAUGACUUCUGCUAAGGAUAAUGUGAACAUCGACGAGGCAAUGUCGUGUUUAAUUAAAGAAAUGAUUGCAAACAAGAUGGACAGUGAACCUACAAUAGAUCCCAACAUUGUUAAACCAUCUCAUCUCAAUUUUCAUUACACAAAAGGCUGCUCACAAUGCUGUCGCCUCUGA
Messenger RNA from Bufo bufo (common toad), 633 nucleotides. Its product is annotated as ras-related protein Rab-38-like. NCBI's taxonomy places the organism in Eukaryota, Metazoa, Chordata, Amphibia, Anura, Bufonidae. Gene Ontology annotation, molecular function: GTPase activity; GTP binding. Bases 1 to 633 code for a protein of 210 amino acids. The transcript is spliced from 3 exons. Gene Ontology annotation, biological process: vesicle-mediated transport. Gene Ontology annotation, cellular component: Golgi apparatus; trans-Golgi network; vesicle. The record is from RefSeq and is a predicted model, not a curated record.